Molecule: messenger RNA, 2010 nt
Organism: Penicillium waksmanii
Lineage: Eukaryota; Fungi; Ascomycota; Eurotiomycetes; Eurotiales; Aspergillaceae
Product: Zn(II)2Cys6 transcription factor
Exons: 2
Coding region: 1-2010 (669 amino acids)
Biological process (GO): positive regulation of transcription by RNA polymerase II; DNA-templated transcription
Molecular function (GO): zinc ion binding; DNA binding; DNA-binding transcription factor activity, RNA polymerase II-specific
Source: RefSeq, a predicted model, not a curated record
AUGUCGGGCCCACGUCCGCCGAAACGGCAACGCAUUUACCGCGCCUGCGACCAGUGCCGUCGGCGUAAAUCCAAGUGUGAUGGAGAACAGCCCGUUUGCUCCAUCUGCAGCCAGGCUAAUCGGGCCUGCACCUAUGAGACCGGCGGGGGCCGACGAGGGCUUCCAUCUGGCUAUGUACGUAGCCUAGAGAUUACCCUGGGUCUGAUCUUUCAGCAUGCUCCGAAUAGUCAGAAUACAGUGCAGAGUGUACUUCGAGAUUCACGAGGCCAAGGCAAUUUCCUGACGAGCAAGCUUGCAAAACGCUCUGUCUCAGUUUGGCGAAAAUCUAAAGCAUACCGAGACCUGUCACAGCUGAUUUCACCAGGGUCUGAAGAUGAGGUUCUUGAUGACUCUGAGUGGGAGCCCGUGGAGCUCGCGGAGUCCUGGGAUAAUGACGAGACUAUGGCGGAUCUUGAUAGUGCACCAUCAAAUCCAGAACCCCAUAAGCCCGGGAUCAUUCAAAAGCUACCAAACGAUGCUUCACGGUCGCAUAUAUUCAUGAAUGUGCAACUGCCAGAUAGAACAUCCGAUCUCGUCGACUUUUAUUUCACCUACACCCAUUGCUGGUUCCCAAUCCUCGAACGUCGUUCGGUUUUACGUGCGAUGCAUUUGGGCAAUGACAAUAGCAAGGGAAAUGAUCAAGGAGACUUGUCAUCCAAAAUGGUGCUUUGGUCUCUUGUCGCAUAUACAUCCGCCAUGCGAGGGGAUGCUCAACCCGCAACACCCAACUUAUUCACUCUUCAACUCGCCAUUGAGCAGCAAGCAUUGAUGCAGUGGGAAGCUUUGGACCUAGGGUAUAUCCAGGCGAUGCUCAUUCUUAUAUUGAUGCAUGUAGCCAUGGGAAAUAUCAAUCAAGCAUGGCCAUUAGUUGCAAAAGCAUCGAGAAUGCUGGUGACCUUGCCAUUGUCAGCGAGGAAGACUCGUUUCAACCACGUUUUCAAUGGAUGUGUCCUUCUGGACAAUAUGCUAUCAACACUUCUGGAUCGAGCUCCCUGCCUUUCUCGGGAGGAGCAAUCAAUGUAUGGCCCAAUAGAGGAAGACGAUUUGGAAGAGUGGGAUGUAUGGUCACCAUCUCGGCCUGGGAUGGAUGAAGAGAGACAUAGGAUGCCUGCAGCGCCCUUGAGAGCAUUAAGCAUAUUCAACCACAUUCAGCAGCUCAUGCAACAACUAUCUCGGGUCUUAUACCAGCCCUUGGAUCCAUCCAGGAUUGAAAGUCUCUUAAAUGAUCUACGAACAAAACAGAAUAUUAUUUCACGAAGCCACCCAUACGACCGACAAAAUUAUGCCACCCCUUCGCUCUUGAAUCUCUAUCUCGUCUCAGGUUUCACAACGCUUGCAUUCUGUGGCAGAUUUGAGCCGGUCUCAUCUGCGACUGAAGAUUCAUGUGCACAUACAAUUCACCAUAUACUUGACAUUCUGGAUCAUUAUCGUGAGAUGACCGGGACAACAGGGUCAUCACCCCUCACCCUUUGCUUCGCAAUGCAGUGCCAAAGGUCCCUGGCGAUUGGAAACUUGUCCGAUACCCAAUCCCUUCAAAAUCGAAUCUCCAGCUUCCUGCACCCUCUCAAGCCAAUCGGUCUUCCCGAAUGGAAGAACAAAAUCUCACGUCCAGCCCUCCCCAUCCCAUCUCUCGAACGAGAACACCAACCACCUGUUGACCUUGAAAUUCCACUAUCAAUUCCCGCAUUAACGGGGUUCUCAAAUUCAACCCCACCACCUUUCAUACCUCAACAGUCCGAACCAUCCUCAGUCAUGAAUCUCCCAACGAUCCCAUCAUCCAACGAAUUCCCAUCACUGCAGUCCCUAGGCGGAACCGGCGAUGCAGAGAUGUACGACGCACUCUUCGAGGAAAUGGUCACUUCAUUCCCAGCCAGCAGGCAAGAGCCCGCAUUCGCGCACAAUCUCGGCUUCUACGAUGGAGACCUGGACACGGAUUUCCUCGCCCAGCUGCAACAUCCACCAAUGAGCUAA